This is a messenger RNA of Meloidogyne enterolobii, 230 nucleotides long. The record is from the annotation of a GenBank genome assembly. Lineage: Eukaryota; Metazoa; Nematoda; Chromadorea; Rhabditida; Meloidogynidae.
UUCAUUCAAAACGUUUAUAUGAAAAGAAAGAAAUUAAAAAAGAAUUUUUAGCUAAAAUGAGCGAUGUUUGGGAGAAUUGUGUAUAUCUAAAAAAUGGACAAGAUUAUCAUAUUGAAGAAAAUUUAAAAGGACAGAGAGAGAUUUGGAUAGAAAAAAUUACAGAGAUUUUUAAAGAAAGUGACGGAAAAAAUAAAAAUAAUAUGAGAAAUCUAUUGACAACACAUCGUUAG